Rotaria sp. Silwood2 is the source of this 1425-nucleotide messenger RNA. The record is from the annotation of a GenBank genome assembly. NCBI's taxonomy places the organism in Eukaryota, Metazoa, Rotifera, Eurotatoria, Philodinida, Philodinidae.
AUGUGUCAAGGAUGUUUUAAUGAGAUAAAAUCGUCGAUAAGACCAGAGUGUUCUGUAUGUCGUGAUGGUUUAUUACCAAUGCCUAUUGUUAAUCGUGAUGUGUUAAGUUUAAUAGAAGCUGUUUAUGAAACAAUGGCUGCUAUACCACUAAUCAAAGCAGAAGAAUUAAUAAUAGAAUCUAAACCAUUUGGAUAUGGUGAUCUUAAACCGGAAAAUGUUUUAAUUGCACAAGAUAAUCGUGCAAAAUUAUCAGACUUUGGAAUGGCAAGAGUAUUAGCAAUAAUUCAGCAUAAUACAUCAGGCAGUGGCACACCAAAAUAUACAGCUCCUGAAUUACUUGAUGCUAACACUAAGUAUGGUGAAGCAGUUGACAUAUAUAGUGUGUCAUUAAUUCUCUAUGAAAUGUUUUCUGGUAAAAUAGCAUUUGAAAAUUUGAGUCCACAUCAGCUUCUUGCUGCUGUUUAUCUUCAUAAAAAGCGACCUGAUUUUGACUCAACAUUUCCAAAAAAUCUUCGAGAAAAAAUUGAACUUGGAUGGUCUCAUGAAGCAAAAGAACGUUGUAAACUGGAUGAUUUUCUACAAGUAUUACUAGAAAUGAAGAAUCCAUCAAUAUUAGUAUCUAAUAAACAAACAACAUCAAUAGGAGAAACUAUUCGUAUAUCAAUGAUUGAACAAGCCGAUAAUACUCAGAUGAAAUUAUUACCUUUUUCACCAAUUAUACAAAUGAAAUGGACAAUUCAAAGCGAACAAACACAAUUGUUAAUCAAAAAAAUGAUAAAUGAUAUGCUUAAUUCAUCUUCAUUUAAGAAUAUUACUAAAACAACGGAUGAUGAUGUAUGUCUUAAAUCAAUUUACAAUUAUGCACAAGCAUUGCGUGUUAGUCAAACACAAAAUAUGAGUUCAACAGAAAUUACUGCUGCUCAAUUGAGUUUAAUACCGUUAAAUUCUGGUGAUCGUAUUUUGUUUCUUGGAGCUAAAGAGGGUUAUAUUCAAACAAUAGCAGCUCAAAUAGUUGGAUUUCAAGGUCAAGUAUGGAUAUGUUCACAAGAUAGCCGAGAUCUUCAACAUGUUGAAAACGUUCUGAAAACUCAUGUGUCAACUAUUCUUAGAGAAAUUAUCAAAUGCGUUUUAGUUAGUAAUAUUCAAGAUGUAAAUCAAGUAAAAAAUGGAUUAGAACAAUAUUUUAAAUCUACUGAACAAUAUUUUAAUACGAUUCAUGUUUGUGGAGCUAUUUCACAGGAUUCGCUUGAAUAUUUUCAACAAUUUUUAAAAGUCGAAGGACAACUCUUAGCACCAAUUAAUAUUGAUGAAAAUAAUCAAAAGUUUACUAUUUUACAUAAAAUACGAGAUCAAAAUUCUGGUCAAGUUACUUUAAAUAAACGAAUACUUAAUGAUUGGGGAAUUAUAUUUGGACCUGUUCUCUAA